Messenger RNA from Caretta caretta (loggerhead turtle), 7929 nucleotides. It is a transcript of the gene FOXO6, whose product is annotated as forkhead box O6. Gene Ontology annotation, biological process: regulation of transcription by RNA polymerase II. Gene Ontology annotation, cellular component: nucleus. The record is from RefSeq and is a predicted model, not a curated record. NCBI's taxonomy places the organism in Eukaryota, Metazoa, Chordata, Testudines, Cheloniidae. Gene Ontology annotation, molecular function: DNA-binding transcription factor activity, RNA polymerase II-specific; RNA polymerase II cis-regulatory region sequence-specific DNA binding.
GCCAUGGGGCUGGGACCAGCUGCCUCCUAGGUGCCGGCGCUUGGCUUCGGACUGCUGUGCGUCCUCUCCCCGCUGCCGGGGCCUCUUCUCCCCGCCCCGCUGCACUCCAGGGUCGGCCCGGGGGCUGGCGUCCUCCCCCGCCCCUGCCUCUCCCGUGAGCGCUCGCCCCGGUCGGCUCCCCGCCGUCUCUCCCUCUCCCCGGCCGUGCGGAACCCUGCCGUGACUCCGCGGGGGAGGCGGAGCGGGGGGAACAUGGAAGAGAAGCGGCAGGCGCAUCAGGUUGAAAUCGACCCGGAUUUUGAACCCCAGAGCCGGCCCCGUUCCUGCACCUGGCCGCUGCCUCACCCCGACUUCCCCGGGGAGGAGGAGGACGGAGGCGCGGCGGCAGCCGGUGGCUCCCGAGCUCCCGCGGCCGGCGGAGCGGCAGAGGGCUCGGAGAACACGGGAGCCGUGGCGGAUCGCAAAGCCGCUUCGGCGCUGCCUUCGCUGGGGGCGGAUGUUGGACAGCUCCGCAAGGCGAAGAACUCGCGGCGCAAUGCCUGGGGCAACCUGUCCUACGCGGACCUCAUCACCAAGGCCAUCGAGAGCUCCCCGGAGAAGCGGCUCACCUUGUCCCAGAUCUACGACUGGAUGGUCAGAUACGUCCCCUACUUUAAGGAUAAAGGAGACAGCAACAGCUCUGCCGGCUGGAAGAACUCGAUUCGGCACAACCUGUCCCUGCACACCCGCUUCAUCCGCGUGCAGAACGAGGGCACCGGCAAGAGCUCCUGGUGGAUGCUGAACCCCGAGGGCGGCAAGACCGGCAAGCCGCCCCGCCGGCGCUCUGUGUCCAUGGACAACAACAGCAAGUUCCUGCGCAUCAAAGGGAAAGCCAGCAAGAAGAAGCAGCUGCAGGCGACUCAGGAGCGUGGGGAGGAGAGCCCGUCCUCCCAGCAGGCCAAGUGGUCUGAGAGCCCCGCCUCCCACACCAGCGAUGAGUAUGAUGCCUGGGCCGACUUCCGGACACGGGCCAACUCCUCGGCCAGCACGCUGGGCGGGCGCCUCUCCCCAAUCCUGUCCAGCCACGAGCCGGACGAGCUGGAAGAGGACGACGGCACCCCAUCCUCCCCGCUGAUGUACCCCAGCCCCUCCAGCACCAUGUCUCCCUCCCUAACCAGCAGGUGCUCCGUGGAGCUGCCCCGGCUGACCGACCUGACCGGCACCAUCAGCCUGAACGAAGGGCUUGGUGAGAGCCUGCUGGACGAUCUGCAGGACAGCUACAACAUGAGCCCUUCCCAGCCGCUGCCCUCGGGCGGCCUCAGGCAGAGGAGCUCCAGCUUCACCUUCAACUCCAAGUGCUCGACGCUUGGGGCACCCACUAGCACGUACUGCGGGACCAUCUACAGCCAGCCCGCCAUGAACCUGCUGCGGCGUCUGCCCAUGCAGACCAUCCAGGAGAACAAGCAAGCUACCUUCUCGCCCGUCGGCUCCUACCGGAACGCCUCGCUGCAGGACCUGCUCUCCUCCAUCUCCUACGUGCACAAGGAGAGCAUGGCUCAGGGCGAGCCGCCCAUGGCUCAGGCCGGCGUCCUGGCACCGUCCCGCAGCCACAGACAGAGUGCCCUCAUGUGCGGAGGUGGGGAGCUGGGCUUGUCCUCUUACCCCGCCCACUCGGCCUCCCUCAUGAAGAGCAACACUUUGUACCACCCGUCACCAGCCAGCCACCACCCUGCUGUCAGCAACAGUGCCUUACCCACUCCUAUCAGCCUUAUGAGCUUGCCUAGUGACUCCUGCAGCAUGGCAGCCAUGCCCCACCACGGGCAUCUCCAUCCCUACGUCAAUACCCAGGGGGCACACAUGAGCUUGCUGGAUUCCCUCCAGGGCCCUUACCAAGGGGCGAUCCACCCCCCUGUUUUGGGCCAGGACAGGUUCCCAGCAGACCUUGACCUGGACAUGUUCAACGGCAGCUUGGAGUGCGACGUGGAGUCCAUUAUCCUCAAUGACUUUAUGGACAGCGACGAGAUGGACUUCAACUUCGACUCGGCUCUGCCCCCGCAGAAUGGCCUCAACAUGGCCACGCUGCCCAGCGCCCCCCAGCCCCCCAACCAGAGCUGGGUGCCUGGCUGAGACAAAGCUGGAUGCUUCCCACCAAGGAGUCACAUGGGGAACAGUGAAACAGACUUUUUUUUCCUUUCUCUUCUGCCUUUAUUUGUUCUGACGGGCUAGAGCCAUCUGUUAAACCGGAGAGCCACCCUGACCACAAGCCGCAGGGUGACAGAUCCGUACGGGCGCAGGACACGGCCCCGCCAGCCAGUCCAGACGUAUCACCCGCAUUGAUGUGUGCGCCAGACUAGCUAGCUCAGGCUCUGCUGGGGAGCCCCAGGCCCACCCCAGUUCUCUCCCUAGCACGGUAAAACAAAAGAGAAAGCACAUCAGGUGUGGACAUAAAGGCAGUCUGGUUAAUUGCACGCCCUGUCCCUCCUCCGCCCCUAGGGGGGUUCCCAGCCGAGGCAGUGCAGAGUCUGGACCCAAGGCAUUCGCUUUCCAAAUUGCCCCACCGGUGACUGGCCCCACCCUUUGUGCUCUUGUUUGGUUUAGUUCUCCCCAGGACGGACAGUGGGUGGCAGCCCUGGAGCAGAGGCAAAAUGACUGCAAAGGCCCUUGUUUUCCAGGGCAGGCUCAGAAAAUUCAGCUGCGGCGAUCAGGAGCGGUGGCUGGCUGAGAGGAGGCUCCCCCCAGCAGUCAGAGUUAGCGUCAGCCUGCAGCCCCUUCCACCCACUCACCCUACAGCAGACCAGUGGAUUUCCAUGUACUGUUUAAGCCUGUUCUAGAACCUGAUAUAACCCCGGGGUAGCUGGGGAGCCAGGGAAAGCCUCUGAACUCUGGAGCUAGCAGCUGUGGUCGCUUGCUGGCAGCACCCACGCGCACGGGGCUCUCUCCAGAGUUUGAUUCUGGAUUCUGAGCCAAUUUGAUCUCAGCCAGCUUUGGGGAUGGCCACGUUUUCAAUCAUCAGAGCCUGAAAAAAUCCCAACCCACUGACAACUGGCAGCUGUCUGUAUACAACAUGCCUGGUGCCAUGCACAGCUGGUGUGUGCAUGGGUGGGGGCACAGGCGUGCAUGCCCCUGCAUGUGCAAAUGCCGGCUUUGCAGGUGCGUGUUUUGCAGGCCCAGGAGCCUGUGUGAGGCUCGUGGCCGCCUAUUGGGAGGGGCAUGCUGCUAGCCUGGAUCCCUGCUGGAGAGGUAGGCUGGCGGAGGUUAGAGGGUGGGGGGGGGAGUUAUUUAUUUGAUUUCACGCACUCUCUUGCCAUUGAAUAAUCACCUUGUUAGAAGAGCAAACGGGAGAGCCGUGCUGGGAGCUAUGCCCUGCACUGGGGAGGCAGUCCGCAGGCAGCGCGUGCUCACGGGAGAUGGCAGUUAAUAAUCAGGGAUAUGCAGAGGGUUGGGAGAUGAUUGCAAAACCUGGAUCUAGCUUGUGAUGCAGAACAUCCCCAGAGUUUGAGGUGCUCAGCGCCGGGGCACUGGACCUCCCAGUGGGACUUGGGGUUCAAACACUUGUUUCCCUCUGCAGAGCUCACUGUGCCCCUGCAUUUUCAGACCAUUUAACCCACCACCAGCAAACCCUUCCCUCCCCUGCCCCAUGGGUCGGUACGCAGGCUCUGGGCUGGUGCCCGGGGGCUGCCAGUCUGUCAGGCAAGGCAGAGGUGCUAUUGCUCCCCGCACCAGGGAGCCACUGGGGCUAAAUGUCAGGGUCUAGCAGCAGGGCCCUCCAGGAGUCAGCAUGCUUUCUGAGCACUGCCCAUCUGAGCUGGGCGGGUGGGGCCAGCAGCGCAGCGAGCACGAGCGGGCACAGUAGGUGCUCAGCAUUAGGGGACGAGCCAAUCGGAGGGAGGAUCCUUCACAUUAAGUGAGAAGGGUGCCGAUCCCCUUGCCUCUGCGAGAGUGGCCAGAAGAGCCAGGAGUGGGCCCGGGGCUCAGCUGAAGGUUGGCAGCUGCAGCACAGGGUCUAGCUGGGCAGUGGGCUCUGCUGGCCCCCAGGCCAGGCAAGCAUGUCCGUACAGCAGGGUUUUGUUCAACAACGACGGGCCUGAGGCAGACCCAGAGCCUGGCCUGAGCCUUGUAGACAGUCCCUGUCUCUCUAACAAGUCAAGCCCAAACACCAUCUGAGCUCUGGGGCUGGAGCUUUUCCUUGGGGGUCCAGCUCCUCCUGAACUGGGGCCCGGCUCCUGGCUCUGAAAUGAAGACCCACGUUGUUUCCAUGGCGCUUUGCUCUAGGUUCGCUGGUCCUUUGGACUGUGGGCCUCGAGCGACCCGGGCGCAACCCCCUGGGUGGGAGCCAAGGUUUCUGUGAACUCUGACUGUAGGACACAGGUCUGGUGUUUCCCAGCCGGGGGGAGGGACAUUUGCCUCCCAAACGAUCUUCCAGGGGCCCCAAAGUAUAGUCAGAGAGGCCGAAUUACGUAGUGAGUGACCCAGCCCUGAGCAGUGAAAGUGACAGUGACAAACUACUGAUGCCAGAGCCAAAUUUUACUUUCUUAAAUGCCAAGAUUUCCUGGGUCUAACCAGGCCUGGGCUCCUGGAAGGCUGGUUGUGUUUUAAACAGCAACCUCCAGGGACCCCAGCAUACACACCAGCCCCCCAAGAAAGGGACCCUAGAACUGGCCCUGGUAUAAUCUCAUGUAGUCGGGAACUGGAGGCUCCCUGACUCCACGUGGCGGCCAGGCUUCAAGGGUCUCUGGCCAGGUGGUCUAGAAAGCACCUGGAGCCCCCCGCAUUGGCCCAUGGAGCCUGUGGCUUUGUCGUCUGGGUUCAGGCUUGUCUCCCAUAGGAGCAGUCAGCAUAGGCACAUCUGAAGGGCAGAGGAGAUCCCAACUGCUGAUGGGUCCCCAUCCUUACGCAAGGUGGAUCCCCGAAGGGCGCUUCCCUCCCCGGUUGGGGCUGUCCCAUGCCCCUGCCCUGUAGCCCCCCUCCUCUGUGAAUGGCCCAGAAGCACCAAGCGCUGUCAGGCACAGAGAAAGGGGUGGGUUUAUUAAAGACCCCAUCUCUCCCCUCCAGCAAUUCUCCCAGCCCCGGGCAUCACAACCAAUGCAUCUUCCAAGGGCCAGGCAACAUGUCCUGAUGGAGGCCAUAGGAGACGGAGCGGCUGCUCCUUGCCUGGGGCAGAGUGGCAUCCUGUGGUGGGCAUACACCAGGUCCUCUUGCCUCACCCGACCAGGGUCCGUUAGGUACCCGGCGUGUGUCUAUGGUGGGGAAUAACAAAGGAGCCCAUUGAUGUACCAUUGAUGUUUGCUCCAGGUACAUAGAGGUCGUAGUCUAUUUAUAAAGACAUUAUUACCAAUUAAUUAAUUAUGUUUACAUUGUUGGAUCAUGUACAGAAUUUAAUAUAUUCUAUUCUAGAUACUCUUUCUCAGAGGCUUUUUAAAAAAUUAUUAUUAUUUGGUCGAUAGCAUACAUUCAUUCAUUCACUCUGUUUCGACACUCCCAUUCUGUUUUCAGACGUAUUUAAUUCAUUGCAGAAAGAAAUUGUCAAUGACAGGUGGCUAUGAAAUACCCAGCCCGCUUGCCCUGCCCUAGCCCGGGGGCGCUAAGGAGGGUUAGAGAGGAGGGGUGUGGCAGGGAGCCGUACUUACCGUGGGGCUGGGGGCUGCAGGGCUGGGACCACCUACUAGGUGCACGAGGGGCGUUCGGGGAGCAGUGCUGCCCUGUGUGAGAGAAAGGAGGGAGCUACCUCCUUCCAAACACCUGAUCUUCCAGGCACAUCCCCGGCAGCACAAUAGAGGAUGGUGGCGUUAGGCACUGAAUGGCAUGUGCCAUCGGCAUGUGGCAUCAGACGGGCACCUCGCCCGCCCCUCCCAGCACCAGCCACACACUUGGGGCUUUGGAUCCAGCAUCACCCCCUCCGUGGCCGGGCCAGUGGCACAGGCUGGCAUCGUCCUUGCCAGGCUUGGUUCUGCUGCAAAGUCUCUGCUCCUCUCGGGUGCUUUCGUUCCUGCUUUGGGAGAGGGGAUGCAGAGGGGAGAGGCGGAGCCUGGUGCACAAGCUCUGCCCCUCUGUAGGAGACGCGCCACUAUCUGGCAGGGAACCCCAGCCCAGGGAGGCCUGGCUCUGUCCUGGGGAUGCAACAGGCUCACUGGGGUGCUUAGUGCUCAGCAUCAGGCCCCGUCCCCACUCCUGCUCUCUGCCAGUCUCAGGGACUCUCCCUGGCCUCUGCAGGCCGGGCGCCUCGACCUGCCCCAGCCCCUGGAGCUCAGUGCUAGCUGGGCCUUAGAGUUUACAUCCCUCCCCCAAAGGAGAUGGGGAGAGGGACAGAGAUGCCCAGGGAGCCCCUUGGCCUUGCCCAGCCCUGAGCAUCCAUUGGUACUUAGAGGAAGCAGCAGGAGGCCUCAGUCAGAGAAGACCCCCCCGGCAUCCCCUGGGCCUGCUCCCCUCGCCCCGCCCCGCCCCGCCCCACCGUGUGUUUGACCUGGGAGGCCAGCCCCGGGCACGUUGUCUUGCGAAGCUGUCUGUGGUUCGUGACCGUGGGGGUGUCGUGUGUACGGUGGAGUUGUGUUGGUAAGCAUUGUGUGUGGCGUCGUCGUGCAGUGCGAGGGGUGUGGUGGCGGGCAGGGAGCUGGGCAGGGCAACCCAUCACCCUGCGUGCCCAGCGACACCCACGCCCUCGGGCAAGGGCACGUCAGCCUCCGGCCUCUGCGGGGGAGUUUAGGUGCAGGGCGGGAGGGGCCCGGGCAGGAGCUAAGGGACCAGUGACCUGUGCAGCACCCCCAGUGCCAGGGCGGGCAGAAGAGAGCAGGGCUGUGCAUGGGGGCAGCGCUGCUCAGGGAUUGGGAUGGAGCGGGGGCCAAGGCACAUGGGGAUGGAUUAGGUGUGCGGGGGGGGGGGGGGGGGGGGGUCAGUCAUUCCCUUGCAGCUCCAUUUCCAUCCUGAACCCUGGGCCCCCGCUCUCCUGUAUGCAAGAGUCAGAUGAUAUGUGCACAGGUCUGGUCUGGGCCCUGGGCACGGCCUCCUGCUCCCCACCUGUCUAGAGACCAGGGCAGGAGAACUGCUCUCCUUGGUGGCAUCGCUGCUGGUUCUGACCCUGGUCAGGGCUGCCAGCAACCCCCGCACUGCAGCUGGGGAGCAUGGGGCCCCCGACGGCCCAGCACGCUGCAGAGCUGGCUCCGUGCCCUGCUGCGGUCUGUGCAGGCCCACGGCAAGGAGCCACGCAUGAGGCUCUCUGGCCUGCGAGCACAUGGCCGUGCUGUCUGCACUGUGCAGGCUGUUGUCAUGUGGCUUGGCCAUGAGUCCACGUUUAAAUACAGCUUCGGGGUCGCGUCCAGGGAGUCCUAGAGACGGCUGGGCUGCCCUGCCCAGCCACGCUGGGCCUCCACAUGAGUGCCAAGCCACCAGCUGCUCGGCUCCUAGCAUGGCUGGGAGCACAGGGAAGGAGAAGGCCAGUUCUUUGAUUUGAAGGAAUCAGCGGGGUUAUUUUAAAUCUCCCUCAUGACGUGAGUCCCCAAGCAUAGCCCAUACCCAGCCCCCCCGGGAGACUCCUCUUCUGAACUUUCCACCUGGUUCCCUAGUGCACUGUCCCCCUCUGCCCCACGCUCCCAGCCUGGCUCCCAUUUCUGGCCUGGUGGGGCCUGACUUCAGUGACUCAGCGAUGGGCACACAAGCAAGGAGCAAUCCGAGAGCGGAGCUGGCUCCCCAGCGGGACAGGGCUCCGCAGAGGGACUGGCUCCAACAGUUUCCUUUAUACAGAUGUUUCAGUUCAUUCUUUCCCACGUAUUUAUAACUGUACAGACCUGGGGGGAGGGUUUCGGACAGGCUGUCAUCUCUCACCGCACAUAUAUUGUAGGCAACGUAACCUUCUUGAUUGUGCUAUUAGAGUUUGUGUAUGUGGCAAUGUAAAGAACUGUGUAUAGUGCAUUGUACAGCAUAUUUUCAUGAAUAAAAUUGUUUUAAAUAUUACAAGUA